Molecule: messenger RNA, 1808 nt
Organism: Eublepharis macularius
Lineage: Eukaryota; Metazoa; Chordata; Lepidosauria; Squamata; Eublepharidae
Product: organic solute transporter subunit alpha-like
Exons: 7
Coding region: 41-1285 (414 amino acids)
Biological process (GO): transport
Molecular function (GO): transporter activity
Source: RefSeq, a predicted model, not a curated record
GGAGGGGGCAGCGGGACACACUUGCUCUGGACAGAGAAAAAUGGUCCGUGCCCCAAACUGUUCCUUCUCCAGCGGUCAGUUCCCUUUGUCAUCUGAGAUCUUUCCAGUUAUCAAGGCUCAGAUAUGGAUCUUCUUGGUUCCAGUGGUCUUGGGGCUUGCACAGGUCGGCCUCUUCCUGGAGGAGACAGGUUUCUUCCUGCGCCAGGGCAACAGCUCUCACCGCACCACCCUCUCGCUCUGGAUCCUGGGGGUUUAUCCGGUGUUCAGCAUCACUUCCCUCCUCAGCUUGUUUGUCCCACGAGCAUCUUUCGUAUGUACAUUUGUAGCCUCCAUCUAUCACUCCAUCACCCUUUGGAAAUUCCUCGCCUUGAUUCGGGAUUUCUUUGGCGGUUCACACCAAAUGCUCCAGCAACUGAAGGGCCAGCGGGUUUCCCCAAACCCAUUCCCAUGUUGCUGCUGUUGUUGUCUUCCUGAAAUUUCAGCCAACCGGUCAAACUUGCGAUAUAUGACAGUGGCUGUGUACCAACUCUCUCUCAUCCGGACCAUCCUCUUUUUUGUCACCCUUAUCCUUUGGACUGAUGAGAAAUAUGAUUACGGUGAUGUGGGCUACACCAACCCCAACUCCUACAUCAAUGCUAUCAUAGGCGUCUCCACGUUCCUCUCCUUCUACGGCUACUUGCUCUUCUACAAGGCCACCAAGCCGGCGCUCCGUGGCUACAGCUUGCGCUCCAAAUUCGUCUGCAUCAUUUUGGUGCUUGUCCUCUGCGGCCUUCAGAGUGGGAUUUUGGAGACCAUGGGAGCCGUCGGAGCUAUUCCUUGCAGUCCACCUCUCUCCCCUGAUACCCGCUCCCAAAUGAUCUACUAUUACUCACUGGCUGUCGAGAUGUUCUUUAUUAGCAUAUUUGCCCGUUACUCUUUCCGAAGAACCGAACCACAACCAAACACCCAGCUGGGUACGCACCAAGCCUCCCAGACUGAGACAGCGGCGGCCAACCAUCGCAGCCCCGGAGAAAAUGCAGCCUGGGAGCAAACAAACACCGGCUUCCUUUGUGAGGAGGCUUUGUGUACGAUCGAGCAUUCCCCUUUGGAUCAGUUCGAUUUCAGCACGGGGGAGCCCGUAAACAAACAAGAGGCUCGGAGCAACCCACGGAGCGGGGCAUUACGGGCCCAGGAGCUUAACACAAGUUUAUCACGGCAAAAAACUUGGAUCAAAUCAACAUCAAGUGGAAGUCAAAUCGAAGGCCAGAUUGCCCCAGCAGAUGCUGAGGGGGUCACCGUUGUAUAAGCCACAGGCUCACAACAGACCUAUUGAUCCGCGGAACAUACCACCACUGGAUGUAGAGGGCAGCGGCUUAGAAUUCCAUGCUGGAGGAAGAAAGACAGAGCUGCCCUGAAGGAACACCAUCCUGGGGGAUUUCAGUCCACCUUCACUAAGCACUGACUGUGAAACUAAAGAGAGUAAUUAGUAAGAGCAAGAAUAAUGAGAAAAUAGGGAGUAUAGCAGGCAAAAGGGGAUGGUUGGAGCCUGGGAAACAAGUUGUGUUCGCUAUUGAUAAUUGUAAUUUGUCACCACUACGUUGACUUACAUAGUAUCUGUUGCUUUAAAUAUGUGCUCCUAUGAGCUAUUGCUUAUGUUCUUUUUCAGCAUUUCUUCAACCCUGUAUUAAAUUCUUACUAAUGCUAUGCCUUUGUAAACUUGUAUUUAUUUACCCUAUGGCAUUGUUUAUGGAAAUGUCUUUGAUACUGACUGUACUUAUCUCACACUAUGUAAUCUGCCUUGAGUCUCAGGGAGAAAGGCGGACUGUAAA